Messenger RNA from Tauraco erythrolophus (red-crested turaco), 4701 nucleotides. The record is from RefSeq and is a predicted model, not a curated record. Lineage: Eukaryota; Metazoa; Chordata; Aves; Musophagiformes; Musophagidae.
UUGGUGCAGGACUUUCCCCUCAAGCGCCAAGUCCUCUACCAGGUCCGCAUGGCGCUGAGCCCCGCUGACGGCAUGUUGGCCACCUCCACCAUCAAGGUGUCGGCCAAGUCCCUGCCGCAGGCAACGGGGAAGCAGUUUGUCUCGGUGACGGCACAGGUGGCCAAGGUGACCUUGGAGAAGGUGCUGCUGGUGUCACUCCAGAGCGGCCACAUCUUCGUGCAGACCGACAAGCCCAUCUACACCCCCGGCUCCACUGUGCUCUGUCGCCUCUUCGCUCUGGGCCACCUCAUGGAGCCAGCACCCAAGACGGUGAUCGUGGAGGUCAAGACGCCUGAUGAUGUCAUCAUCAAGCAAGUACCCGUGUCCUCACCAACGAAGACCGGCAUCUUCUCCCUCAACCACAACCUGCCCGAGGUUGUCAGCCUGGGGACAUGGACCAUAAUGGCCAAAUUCGAAGACUCACCAGAACAGGUCUUCAGCACCCAAUUCGAAGUCAAGGAGUAUGUGCUGCCAAGCUUUGAGGUGAUCUUGGAGCCAGAGGAGAAGUUCCUCUACAUCGACCGGAAGGAGGAUUUCCGGGUGUCCAUCACGGCCAGAUACCUGUACGGGAAGCGCCUACAGGGAUCAGCCUUCGUCCUCUUCGGCGUCAUGGUGGACGACGAGAAGAAGAGCAUCCCCCAGUCCCUGCGGCGCGUCCAGCUCUACGUCUCCGUCACCGUUCUCACCGAGUCAGGCAGCGACAUGGGGGGGGCACAGCGAAUCGUGACGUCCCCGUACACCAUCCACUUCACCCACACCCCCAAGUACUUCAAGCCGGGGAUGCCCUUCGAUCUGACGGUCUACGUCACUAACCCCGAUGAGUCCCCGGCUUCGCGUGUCACCGUCAAGGCUGAUGGCUUCCAAGGUCUCGUCUCCACCCAGCGUGAUGGCACGGCCAAGCUGGUCCUCAACAUGCCGGCCAACAAGGACACCGUCCCCAUCACUGUGCGGACGGAGCAGGCGGGGCUACCUCCCGACCGCCAAGCCUCGCGGCAGAUGACCGCCGAAGCUUACCGCAGCCAAAGCGGUUCCGGCAACCUCCUCCACCUGGCCGUGGGGGCCACCGAGGUCCAGCCUGGUGACAACCUCGCCGUCAACUUCCACCUCAAGAGCAACAGCAACGCCGUCCGCGACUCCGUCCCGUACUUCACCUACUUGAUCAUGAGCAAAGGACGCAUCGUCCAAGUGGGGCGACAGCGGCACGAGGCCGGUCAGAGCCUGGUCACGAUGUCACUGCCGGUGACGGUCGAUCUCAUCCCCUCCUUCCGCAUCGUGGCCUACUACUACGUGAUGCCCGGGGAGAUUGUUGCCGACUCCGUCUGGGUUGACGUCAAGGACACUUGCAUGGGCACCCUGGUGGUGAAGGGCGCGACGGAGGCUGACAACCGGGUGCAGGAGCCGGGGACGCCCAUGCGGCUGCGCAUCGAGGGCGACCACAACGCCCACGUGGGGCUGGUGGCUGUGGACAAGGGCGUCUUCGUCCUCAACAAGAAGAACAAGCUCACCCAGCCCAAGGUGUGGGACACGGUGGAGAAGAGCGACAUCGGCUGUACCCCGGGCAGCGGGAGGGACAACGUGGGGGUCUUCGCUGACGCUGGUCUCAGCCUGACCACCAACGUGCAGAUCACCACGCCACAACGGGCGGAGGUCCAAUGUCCCCGGCCGGCGACACGCAAGCGCCGCUCGCUGCAGCUCAUCGAGUACAAAGGCAACAAGGCGGCCGAGUACACGAACAAGGCGCUGCGCAAGUGCUGUGAGGACGGCAUGAAGGACAACCCCAUGGGCCACAGCUGCCAGCAGAGGACCAACUACAUCCAAGAUGGCGCUGCCUGCGUCCGGGCGUUCCUCGACUGCUGCAACUACAUCAAGGGCAUCCGCGACCAGAAGCAGCGCGAGUUCCACCUCGAGCUGGCUCGAAGUGAGGCAGACGAUGGUUUCCUGGAUGCUGAGGACAUCACCUCCCGGAGUCUCUUCCCAGAGAGCUGGCUGUGGCAGGUGGAGCAGCUGAAGGAGCCGCCCAAUGAGCUGGGCAUCUCCACGAAGACUCUGCCCGUGUACCUGAAGGACUCCAUCACCACGUGGGAGGUCCUGGCCGUCAGCCUCUCGCAGACCAAGGGGCUGUGCGUGGCUGACCCCUACGAGAUCACGGUGAUGAAGGAGUUCUUCAUCGACCUGCGCCUGCCCUACUCCGUGGUGAGGAACGAGCAAGUGGAGAUCCGCGCCGUCCUCUACAACUACAGGACACACGAUAUCACGGUACGCGUGGAGCUGAUGCACAACCCGGCCGUCUGCAGUGCCUCCACCUCCAAGACGCGCUACCAGCAGAUCCUCAAGCUGAAGGGCCAGUCGUCGUGGGCCGUGCCCUUCGUCAUCGUGCCCCUGCAGCUGGGGCUGCACGACAUCGAGGUGAAGGCGGCCGUCCGCGGCAGCUUCGUGGCUGACGGCGUCAAGAAGAAGCUGAAAGUCGGGCCUGAAGGGAUGAGGUUGGAGAAGACGGUGACGAUAGUUGAGCUGGACCCGCAGAAGAAGGGCACAGAUGGUGUACAGGAAGCGCGGGUGAAGGCAGCAAACCUCUCCGACAUCGUCCCCAACACUGAGUCGGAGACCAAAGUCAGCAUCCAAGGCAACCCCGUGGCUGUCAUGGUGGAGAAAGCCAUCGACGGGGACAAGCUGAAGCACCUCAUCGUGACGCCAUCGGGCUGCGGGGAGCAGAACAUGAUUGGGAUGACGCCCACUGUCAUCGCCACCCACUACCUGGACAGCACGUUGCAGUGGGAGACCUUCGGUGUUGACCGCCGCACUGAGGCCAUCAACUUGAUUAGAAAGGGUUACACCCAACAACUUGCUUUCCGGAAACCUGACAGCUCCUAUGCCGCCUUCAAGGACCGCCCAGCAAGCACCUGGUUAACAGCCUACGUGGUCAAAGUCUUCGCCAUGGCCAUCAAGCUGGUAGACAUUGAGCCCGAGGUGAUUUGCGGUGCUGUGAAAUGGCUCAUCCUGGAGAAGCAGAAGCCAGAUGGGAUUUUCCAAGAAGAUGCUCCUGUCAUCCAUAAGGAGAUGGUGGGAGGCUACCACGGUGCCGAGCCCGAGGUGUCACUGACGGCCUUCGUCCUCAUCGCGCUGCAAGAGGCCCGGGAGGUCUGCAAGGACCGUGUCAACAGCUUGGAUGGGAGCAUCACCAAAGCCGCUGAAUAUCUUGCCCGGAGGUACCAGUCGUUGGCCCGACCCUACACGGUGGCCCUGUCCUCCUACGCCUUGGCCAUGGCCGGGAAACUCAAAACCGAGAAAGUUCUCAUGAAGUUUUCCAAAGAGGGCAAAAGCUGGGAGGAACGCAACGCCCAUACCUACAACAUCGAGGGGACGUCCUACGCGCUGCUGGCCUUGCUGCAGAUGGAGAAGGCGGAGCAGACGGGGCCGGUGGCCCGCUGGCUGGCCCAGCAGAACUACUUUGGUGGUGGCUACGGAUCCACUCAGGCCACCAUCCUGGUGUUCCAAGCGUUGGCCCAGUACCAGGUGGCGACCCCACGGCAGCUCGAGCUCAACCUGGACGUGUCGGUGCUGCUGCCGCGCCGCGCCAGGGCCGUCACCUACCGCAUCGAGAACCGCAACGCCCUGGUGGCACCCGCCGAGACCAAGCUGAACGAGGACUUCACGGUGAAAGCCGAGGGCACGGGCAAGGGCACGAUGACGGUGGUGACCGUCUACAACGCCAAGGUCCCUGACAAGGACAACAAGUGUGACAGCUUCGACCUGCGGGUGCAGGUGGAGUCCCCCGCCACAGGCAAGGAACUGGAUGGUGUCAUCCGCUCCGUCAAGAUCACCAUCUGCACCAGGUACCUGGACAACGUGGAUGCCACCAUGUCCAUCCUUGAUGUCUCCAUGCUCACGGGCUUCUCGCCUGACCUCCAGGACCUGAAGCGGCUCACGGAGGGAGUGGACAGGUACAUCUCCAAGUUUGAGAUCGACCAAGCGCCGUCGGACCGCAGCAACCUCGUCAUCUACCUCGACAAGGUCUCACACGAGGCCGAGGAGUGUUUCGCCUUCAAGGCCCACCAGCGAUUCCAGGUGGGCUUGAUCCAGCCUGCGGCUGUCACCGUCUACAGCUACUACAAGAUCGAUGACCGCUGCACCCGUUUCUACCACCCGGACAAGGAUGGUGGACAACUGAGCAAGAUCUGCUACGGGGACGUGUGCCGCUGCGCUGAAGAAAGCUGCUUCGUGAAGCACGAGCGAGAUGACCCGAUCACCGUCAACCAACGCAUCGAGCGCGCCUGCGAGCCAGGAGUUGACUAUGUGUACAAGGUGAAGAUGGUGGCGGUGGAGCAGUCGCCGUCCCACGACAACUACAUCAUGACCAUCCUCUCCGUCAUCAAGAUGGGCACCGACGAGAACCCGGCAGGAAGCAACCGGACCUUCGUGAGCCACCGGCAGUGCCGAGACGCUCUGAAGCUCCAGAUUGGCCAAGACUACCUGCUCUGGGGGUUGGCCUCCGACCUGUGGGUCACCGGCACGGGACAUGGCUUCUCCUACCUCAUCGGCAAGGACACGUGGCUGGAGGCAUGGCCCUCGGAGGAGGCGUGUCAGGAACCCGACUUCCAACCCCUCUGCCAGGACUUCGUCGAGUUCGCCGAAGCCAUGACCAUGUUUGGGUGCCCGUCCUGA